AAUAAUGGAGGCGUUUAGGUGACGGUUUGGUUCGUUUUCGCUGCGCUCAGCGAGUAAAAAAUUCAUAUUUUUGAGCUCUGUGAAGUGAGUUCUAUGAAAGGGAUUCUCCUCCAACACGCAUAGCACAUUCCGGACUGAUAAACUGACGGGCAAAUUAUGGAAAACGGUAACAGCAACAACAGAGAGAUGUCACCCGACUCCCGUAAACCUGGAGGUGGGAAAAUCACCAAUUCUGGACGCUCCCUGAAGAAGUACCUGCACGACAAGGAGAGCGACGAGUACAAACAGCGCCGCCAGCGCAACAACGUAGCCGUGCGCAAGAGUCGCGACCGCAGUCGUCAGAAAGCUCAUGAAACGCAGACCCGGGUCCAGGAACUGAAGGAGGAGAACCAGCAGUUGGAGAACAAGGUGAUGCUCUUGUCGAAGGAGCUGAGCCUCCUGAAGGAUCUGUUUCUGGCCCAUGCUAGGGAGGUGCCUGAUCCAAGUACCACCUUGGAGUUGUACACGUCGUCCCCCGACGUCACCAGCCGCCUACAGAGCCAAGGAGUGCCGACGCAGGAGCUGGUCAUCGCGUCGGAUGAUCAACCAUCAGAUUCAACAUCCUCAGAUCACACUUACGGUGUGUCACUUGACCAGGAAGAGGUGAAAACGGAGGCGUGAUCUGAGGCGAAUGUCUCUGAUCUAUUUUGGAGGCAUAAUGUAUAUAUAUUUAGAUAACACAGGUACAUGUACAGUCAAAUUUGUUGCGUCAAGUUGUAUAAAGGAGAGCGUUCAAAAUGCAUUAAUUUGUCUGAUCCUUUCUGAAGUUUGGUUCAGAAAACGCAUUUGGUGAGGACAUCCUAAUCAAAGCUUUGAACUAAAUUUGAGUCCAUCUUACAAGAUGACGCAGGAACACACACGUAAAAAGCCAGUAGCAGUGAAGGGAUUCAUUAAAUUAUUGCAUUUGAAAUGAUGUAUUCGGUUAGGUGAAUAUAUUCAUAGCUACAACUGAUGUGUAUUCAUGUAUUCUUGUUUUGAAAACAACCCUGGUAAUUAUUCAACCUUGACCAUAAAGCAAAUUGGAUUGUACAUGUACAUGGGUACAAACUACGUUAAUCGUCAAAACAUACAGCCACUGUGCAUUGCCACUGAUAUCAUGUCCGUUUUUUUAUAGAUAGCUGUCAUGUCUUUCGAGUUCCAAUCCAGAAAAGAAUCGAUACCAUGUUAAUGAUGUCAAACAAAUACCGUAGUUUGAGUUUAACUUUGGGUUCAAUUCAAAUGUAUAUUGUAGAGUUGUGUAUAUUAGCUCAAAGAUGAAUAGCCCUAUUUCUUUAUACUGAAUGUUAUUUUUGGAUGAUGAUUGUUAAACAUAUAUUAUGUGAACUACAAAACAAUGCUAUUAAUAUCACGAUUCCUGUUCACAGUGUAGGUUUCCUUGGCUUUUCCAGGAGGCAUUUAGUUUCCUUUCGUAUGACUUUGUAAGCUUACAAGGUGCCCUCGCCCAUCGAGGCCCCUCUUUGGUUAAAAACAGUUUGUAUUCUGAUCUUCAAAACGGCCGCAUAUUUAUGCCUGUCACUCUUGCAAUUUUGGGAGUCAAAUAGUUGCGCAUACAAAAAGUGGAGCAUGUUAACACUUAACACCCCGUUGCCUAUAUUAUGCGCAUCCCACUCUACAAUACACAGAAACGUUGUGUCCCAAAAUGGCAUGCCAAAGAUAUUUAUGAUGAUAAUGUUUUUUUCAGUGAAUUUGGUCAAUAGAGGUCAUUGCCAAUUGGGCAGUUAUUGCCAUUUGGGCAGUUAUUGCCAUUUGGGCAGUUGUUGUCAUGACCUAUGUAAUCCUACUCUCCCUCAGUCCAUUCUGAUUGGUCGAGAGGGCAUCACGAGGGGUUGUUUGAACAGAUGAUAUAACACCAAUAAAAAGUGUAACAGCAUGAGCGUGACACGCGAGCUUGCACCAGCGCUUAUAAGACAGUUUCUUUUAAUAAUCAUAUUGUUCGAGAGCAACGGCAGAAACAGUUGUGCCACAUCACGUGAUAUGCGCGAUGCGCACAUCAUCUCCUUAUAAGGAGUUGUUUACCCGAGGGUC
Molecule: messenger RNA, 2064 nt
Organism: Asterias rubens (European starfish)
Lineage: Eukaryota; Metazoa; Echinodermata; Asteroidea; Forcipulatida; Asteriidae
Product: CCAAT/enhancer-binding protein gamma-like
Exons: 2
Coding region: 157-660 (167 amino acids)
Biological process (GO): regulation of transcription by RNA polymerase II; DNA-templated transcription
Molecular function (GO): RNA polymerase II cis-regulatory region sequence-specific DNA binding; DNA-binding transcription factor activity, RNA polymerase II-specific
Source: RefSeq, a predicted model, not a curated record